AUGCUGCAGCUUGCACCGGCCGUGCAAUUCGAAGUUGCAAUCCCGGAGCUCUCUGUGGAGAAACAGAGUGAAUACUCGACGGUAUAUAGCAGUGUUGUCGAACAGAUCACGGGUGUUUCUGAUUUUACCCAAGAUCCGCUCCAGUACGAUGUCGAAUUCACUGAUGGCAGAGUUGAUUCGCUCGAUAUUGCCGAUAUCCUCGAGUACAUAAAUGGCGAAGAAGCUCUCCACCAAUACCAAGACUCAGUCGAUAUGACCGCCGCCGAUCGCAAGCGUAAAUACGCCCCCGAUGAGGAAUGGGAUCCCGAAUUAAAUGUCGCCGUCUUUGAUGCUGGUGGCCUCGAUGACGAAGAAGAUGAGAACAUAAUCUCCACUCGCAGGCGUCCAUCUCGCCCACUUCGCGUGUUGCGCUCUCGAGAGGCAAGUAGCCGUCCGAGCCAUGCUGGUGACUCCAUAAACUCAGAGGGCGAAGAUGAAGACGGCUUGGCAGACACCAAUCAGGCAAGGCGGAACCUCCGAAAGCGAAGAUCCACACAACUGAGGCUCACCAACAUGUCGUUCAAUACCAGCCAUCUUGAUCAAGAUAUGGACGAACUGGCGCUGGAUUCUCGCCAGUCCUCGGAAGACGAAGACGCAUUUAUGCCCGUUGUGUCCGACCUUGCAUUGAAGAAGGGCCGCCCUAACAGAGCUGUGCAACGGUCUCGCCGAUUGAAAAAGCAAAAAGAAAAUAAAGUCAAAUUGUCUCGCAGAGGUUCGGGGGGCUCUGAUAUCGAGUUUGAACAGCCUCGACGGUCUGCAAGAGCCACCAGAAACCAGAUGAGUAUGCAAGACGAUGCCUUCAUGGACGACGAUUCAUUCUACGUGGUAGAGGAGAAGGCAUCUAUACCAAAGAUUAUUUCCGUCAGAGAAGUUUUCCAAUCAAUCUCUGCCGACUCCGACUUUGGAUCCGUACAUAUGCAGUCAUGCCAUACUUGUGGCGGCUCAAAGCAGCGCGGCCAGCUGCUUUAUUGUCAAGGGUGUUGCUUAACUUAUCACAAGAACUGCAUUGGGUAUCGAAGCAAUCGAGAGCAUAUGGCUACCAAAAUUGGAGAAGACGACUUUGUGCUGCAAUGUAGAUUCUGCCUCAAUACCCACGCAAAAAAAGAUAGCAGUGCACCAAGACAUAGCGCCUGCCAGGAGUGCAAGAAAGACGGCCGAUCCUGCGCUGCCUUUUCUCGAAAGAAGACUGCCCGACAGGAAGAAAAAAUGCGCGAGGAGAAUGGCGGUGUCGACCCCAUCACCCCAGUGUCACCUGAACUCAUCAACAACGCCGACAAUGUUCUUUUCCGUUGUACCACCUGUCACCGUGGAUGGCACCAGGAGCAUCUACCAUCCAUGGGCAAUGACUCCAUUGGAACGGACGUCAAAUCCGAGCGCCUCAAGGAUUACUCAGUCGACUGGCGGUGUAAUGAUUGCAGUUCUAUCAGAAGCAAGAUUCAUCGGCUGGUGGCGUGGCGACCCGUGGCCCAGCAAAAUCCCCUCCCAGCUUACGGAGAUAUCAGUGAAGAUGAAAGAGAAUAUCUCAUCAAGUGGCAAGACACCUCAUUUGCUCACUGCUCUUGGGCUUCCGGAGCUUGGGUGUUUGGUGUCAGCGCUGGCAAUAUGCGAUCCUCUUUUGCAAAACGAGUACUUGAGCAGGAUCUUCUAAAGCUCACCAGCGAAGAGGCAAUUCCAGACGAAUACAUCACCCCCGACAUCAUUUUUAACGUCAAAUUCGACGGCCCCGGCGCUCUGGGGAAAACAAAAGCAGAGGAUCUUGCUAACAUCUCCCGGGUCAAGAAAAUACUGGUCAAGUUUCAUGGCCUUGGGUAUGAUGACGUUGUGUGGGACACUCCUCCAACUGCCGAUAAGCCUCGACUCUACAAGGCCUUUGUAGAAGCAUACCGCGAAUACAUCGAAGGCAAACACUUUCAAAACGACUCUCAGAACAAGAUGCGAGAACGCAUCAAGCUGUACAAGAAUACUAAAUUUGCAGAAGUAGACACGCAACCUGCCGGCCUUACGCGAGGAAAGCUCAUGGGCUAUCAGAUAGAGGGCCUCAAUUGGCUCUUACAAAAUUAUCACCAAAGCCGAAGUGUCGUUCUAGCAGACGAAAUGGGAUUGGGCAAAACAGUUCAGGUCGUCGGUGUUGUGACCUCCCUAGUGCAGGAUAUGCCCAAAUGCUGGCCUUUCCUCAUCGUGGUUCCAAAUGCUACUUGCGCCAACUGGCGUCGAGAAUUUAAACAAUGGGCACCGGGUGUCAGAGUUGUUGCUUAUCAUGGAGGCAGAGAGCCCCAGGAGCUCGCCUACAGAUAUGAACUAUUUCCGGAUGGCGCCGCAGACCUGAAAGCUCAAGUCGUUAUCAUGUCGUAUGACUCGGCACAAGAUCCACGGACGUCUUCUCUAUUCAAGUCCGUCAACUGGAAGGGAUUGGUCGUUGACGAAGGUCAGCGGCUGAAGAAUGACCAAAACAUUCUCUACAAUGCCUUGAGGUCUAUGAAGAUACCGUUUCGACUAUUGUUAACUGGUACGCCACUGCAAAACAACAAGAGAGAACUUUUCAACCUCUUGCAGUUUAUAGAUGAGAAGCAAAACGCGGAGAAGUUGGAUGAGGAAUAUGCUGUUUUGGACAAAGACAAUCUUCCCAAGCUACACGAGAAAAUUCGGCCGUAUUUCUUGCGAAGAACAAAGCUUGGCGUCCUCAAGUUUCUUCCUCCCAUGGCGCAGAUUAUUCUCCCCGUUACCAUGACCGUUAUCCAGGAGAAGCUAUCAAAGAGCAUCAUGGCAAAGAAUCCGCAGCUUAUUCGGGCUGUGUUUGCCAAUAGUAAAAUGAACGCAAAAGACCGUGGCAGCUUGAACAACAUCCUGAUGCAACUGCGCAAAUGCUUAUGCCACCCCUUUAUGUACUCUGAAGCAAUUGAAGAGCGCCACCAUGAUCCCGUGGUUCUCCAUCGCAACUUGGUAGAGGCAUCUGCCAAGCUUCUGUUAUUGGAAAUCAUGCUGCCCAAGUUGAAGGAGCGAGGCCACCGUGUGCUCAUAUUCAGCCAGUUUCUGCAACAGCUUGACAUUAUAGAAGACUUUCUCAAUGGAGUCGGUUACGGAUACCGUCGUCUAGAUGGCUCGAUAUCCAGUUUGGAGAAACAACGACGUAUUGACGCCUUCAACGAACCCGGUUCCGAGCUUUUUGCCUUUUUAUUAUCAACAAGGGCUGGUGGUGUUGGUAUCAAUCUUGCGACCGCAGACACCGUCAUAAUCAUGGACCCGGAUUUUAAUCCUCACCAGGAUAUCCAGGCGUUGUCUCGUGCCCACCGCAUUGGCCAAAAGAAUAAGGUCCUAUGCUUUCAACUCAUGACCAAGGAUUCAGUAGAGGAACGAAUCAUGGAAAUUGGCCGCAAGAAAAUGGCUCUGGACCACGCACUCAUCGAAAGCAUGGACGACGAGGAGCUUGAAGGCGCCGACUUGGAAUCAAUCUUGAAGCACGGUGCCCAAGCAUUGUUUGACGAAGGUUACGAGAAAACAGCAAUUCACUACGAUUCUGCGUCUGUCGACAAGCUCUUGGAUCGCUCCCAGAUGGAACAGACUGCGGCAAAUGAAGAUAACUCUGCCGAAAGCCAGUUUACUUACGCCCGGGUAUGGGCGAAUGACAAGCUUGGGUUUGAGGAAAAUAAGGAACUUGGAGAAGAUCUGGCCCCAGAGCCCAUCAAUUCUAGUGUCUGGGACCAGAUCCUUGCUCAAAGAGAGGAGGAAGCCCGGCGAGAAGAGGAGGCUAAUAAAGAAGUCCUGGGACGUGGUGCAAGACGUCGCAUGGCUGUCAACUACGGGGCAAAGGGCACAGAUAUUGUUGCCGUAGUUGGUGAUGUCGCUGCCGAGUCUUCGGAUUCUUCUUCUGACGACUUUGACGGAGCAAACAUGCCGGAAUCUGACGACGACAAAACCGACGAUGACAUGAACCCCCCGACAAAUGGUAAGAAAUUAUGA
Messenger RNA from Trichoderma harzianum CBS 226.95, 3996 nucleotides. RefSeq lists its product as hypothetical. Gene Ontology annotation, biological process: negative regulation of transcription by RNA polymerase II; chromatin remodeling. Gene Ontology annotation, molecular function: ATP hydrolysis activity; chromatin binding; ATP binding. The record is from RefSeq and is a predicted model, not a curated record. Lineage: Eukaryota; Fungi; Ascomycota; Sordariomycetes; Hypocreales; Hypocreaceae. Bases 1 to 3996 code for a protein of 1331 amino acids. The transcript has 4 exons. Gene Ontology annotation, cellular component: chromatin; nucleus.